AUGGAAAAGGACUGCUCGGACAUCGUUGAUGCCCAGUUCCCAGAGAUCGAUGCUGAUGCCAAGAGCGGCAACCUUACCAAGGCAUUGGAGCAGCUUUUGUCCCUUGAGAAGCAGACACGUUCCUCUGCAGAUCUCGCCUCGAGCACACGCGUGUUGAAGCGUUUCAUCCAGCUCACCUUCGAGGCAAAUGAUUGGAAGUUGAUGCAGGAAUAUAUUGUGCUUCUCUCCAAGAAGCAUGGUCAGUUGAAGCAGGCCAUCACAAAGAUGAUCCAGGAAUCCAUGGAUUGCCUUGACAAGACUCCCGACAUGAAGACGAAGCUGGAGCUCAUCGAUACCCUGCGAACUGUGACAGACGGAAAGGUCUAUCUCGAGGUCGAGCGUGCCCGCGUAACCCGCAUUCUGGCCAAGAUCAAGGAGGAUGAAGGCAAUGUGACUGACGCUGCCGAUAUCAUGCAGGACCUUCAAGUCGAGACAUUUGGAUCGAUGGAAAGACGCGAGAAGACGGACUUUAUUUUGGAGCAGAUGCGCCUGUGCCUGUUGAAGAGGGACUAUAUUCGAGCCAACAUCAUCAGCAAAAAGAUCAACAUUCGAUACUUUAAGGAGACCGAUGUCCAGGACUUGAAAUUGCGCUACUACGACCUGAUGAUUGAGUACUCGUUGCACGAAAACGAGUAUUUGAGCGCGUGCAAACACUACAGACAAAUUUAUGACACCCCCUGCAUUAAGGAAGACCCAGAGAAGGCCAAGAAGGCGGUCGAGAAUGCAGUUCUGUUUGUAGUCCUAGCUCCUUUUGACAAUGAGCAGUCGGAUCUGAUUCAGAGAGUGUACCUGGAGGCAGACGACGUCGAGACUCCUGUCUAUAGGGAUUUAUUGAAGUGCUUCAUUACAACGGAGUUGAUGCGCUGGUCCAUGAUUGAGCAAAUAUAUGGACCUAUUCUGGGACAGAACCCGGCACUUGCUGGCGGUGAUGAGGCCUCGAGAAAGAGACUGAAGGAGCUUCACAAUCGCGUGGUUGAACAUAACAUCCGGGUUAUUGCCAAGUAUUAUACUCGUAUCACAACAAAGCGCCUGACACAGCUGCUUGAUUUGCCCGACAUGGACUGCGAGGGAUUCCUAUCAAAGCUGGUGGUCUCGAAGACGAUCUAUGCCAAGAUUGAUCGGCCAGCGGGAGUCGUAUCAUUUGCGAAGUCGAAGCAUCCAAACGAGGUGCUGAAUGAGUGGUCGCAGGACAUCAAUGCACUUUUGGGGCUGAUUGAAAAGACGUGCCACUUGAUCACGAAGGAGGAGAUCAUCCACAGCAUCACAAAGGUCAUCUAG
Messenger RNA from Gamsiella multidivaricata, 1317 nucleotides. Its product is annotated as PCI domain-containing protein. Gene Ontology annotation, cellular component: cytoplasm; proteasome regulatory particle, lid subcomplex; nuclear proteasome complex. The transcript is spliced from 9 exons. Bases 1 to 1317 code for a protein of 438 amino acids. Lineage: Eukaryota; Fungi; Mortierellomycota; Mortierellomycetes; Mortierellales; Mortierellaceae. The record is from RefSeq and is a predicted model, not a curated record.